AUCUGUCAGCAUGCCUCCAAAGCAAACGUCCAAGACUGGCCGAGGUCAGACCAAAGCUACCACUAAAAAACCAACAAAGGCCUCUGAACCUGAACCUGAACCUGAACCGCCGUCGAGCAAUCCAUUCGAGAUAUCCGACGAUGAUGACGACCAAGCUGGACCCUCAACACGCGAAGUCCAGGUGGUCGAGGAAGAAGAACCUGAUAAGACGAUCCCGGCGGAGCUUCUGACACGGUUACUGCACGAGUUCUUUUCCAAAGAUGCGACGCGGAUAUCGCGAGAUGCCAACGCUGCAGCGGGCAAGUACUUCGAUGUGUUUGUGAGGGAAGCGAUUGCGCGCGCGGCUGUCGAGAAGGAGGCUGGGUUUCUAGAAGUUGAUGACCUGGAGAAGAUCUCGCCUCAGCUGCUACUGGACCUCUAGACAGAAACUCGCUAUCAAGCCUCUGCUGUUAUUCAGUGAGAGAGUCCGUUUUAGCUGCACGAACAGCUUAUAGCUCUGAGGGCAUCAAGAGGUUCCUAGGCGUCGAAUACAUAACGAUAUGGCUUGGGUUUUGCCUAUCGUAUAAUAGGCGAUAGCUGCAAUUAGCUAUGCACCUAGCUAGACCUUGUGCAUAUAAACCUCACCGUCUCAACCAGCUACCCGAUGUAGUCAUGAUGAGAUCAACACCUUGGAACGCUUAGUUGCAAAAGACAACAUCGACAUUGGCGCUUGCCGAAACACAAGCAGUAGUUACCAUCGAAGACGCGUUUAGAAGGUUGCGCUAUAUGUUAAUGCGCACGGUAGAUCCAGUCAUGGCUGUUUGGAUGGCUGUUUGGAUGGCUGUUUGGAUGGCUGGUCGAAAAUGUCAUAAACGUACAGUACACUGGGAGAGCGAUCCAACGGCAUGUUGCUGUUAGCCAUGGUAUUUCCAUGUUUCUACAGCACAUGAAAUCCAGAGUGCAGAACGAUAUAAAUAUGAAUAAUAGGCU
Fusarium graminearum PH-1 is the source of this 969-nucleotide messenger RNA. RefSeq lists its product as uncharacterized. The record is from RefSeq and is a predicted model, not a curated record. The transcript is spliced from 2 exons. Gene Ontology annotation, biological process: DNA repair; kinetochore assembly; replication fork processing. The coding region runs from base 11 to 421 and encodes 136 amino acids. Gene Ontology annotation, cellular component: Fanconi anaemia nuclear complex; FANCM-MHF complex. Lineage: Eukaryota; Fungi; Ascomycota; Sordariomycetes; Hypocreales; Nectriaceae.